Harmonia axyridis is the source of this 1520-nucleotide messenger RNA. It is a transcript of the gene por, whose product is annotated as protein-serine O-palmitoleoyltransferase porcupine. Gene Ontology annotation, cellular component: membrane; endoplasmic reticulum. The record is from RefSeq and is a predicted model, not a curated record. The coding region runs from base 116 to 1498 and encodes 460 amino acids. Gene Ontology annotation, biological process: Wnt protein secretion; lipid modification; protein palmitoylation. Gene Ontology annotation, molecular function: palmitoleoyltransferase activity; Wnt-protein binding. The transcript is spliced from 7 exons. NCBI's taxonomy places the organism in Eukaryota, Metazoa, Arthropoda, Insecta, Coleoptera, Coccinellidae.
UUGUGUACGCAGUCUCUGACAGAUUUUAGUUGUCCUAACCUCAAAACGGAUAAUUCAAACAUUUGAAUUUGUUAUUUUUUUUUAGCUAUUUAUAUUUGAUCUUGAACAUGUAGUAAUGUUCCCUUUAGAAGACUAUAGCAUCAUCGAUUCGGAAAAUGAUUUUUACGAUGAUUCCCAGGAUUAUGAAUAUGAAUAUGACGACAUACAAAAUGAAAAUUUUACCGAUAUUUGGAACAAUUGUGUUUUAUUAUCGAUUCAAAGCAUUCUGCCACUUAUGUGGAGGAUGAUGUUGUCAAAUGCGUGUUUUGGUAUUGUGAUCUCAUCUGUUGGAAUAUCUGAACCUGUGUUUCAUCUUUUAUCUGGUUUAAUAGGCAUUUAUUUAACUUCUGAAGUCGGAAGCACGGAAGGAAGAUGCAUUCUCAUUGUUUAUUUAAUAUUUUCCUAUUUCAUUAUUAUUGGAACUCAUUUCAUCCACAAAAAAUUUGCUAAGGACAUUGGACCAAUAGUAAAAGUUGCUUUCAUUGCAAGUCUAAUUAUAAGUGAACACUUUUUGAUAGAAAAAGAGAUUUUCAUUACAAUAAGAGGCAUAUUGAUGAUAUUUGUUAUGAAAAUACUCCAUCUCUUGGAUGAAACCCGAGAAAGAGCAAACUAUCCGAAUAUAUUACAAUAUUUAGGGUAUACAGUUUGUGGUGCUAAUAUAUUAUUCGGACCUUGGAUGACAUAUCAAGAUUAUAAGGGCCUUUAUUACGAACCAAAGAAAAAGAAUGUUUAUUGGAUAUUAGGCAUCUUUAAAUCAUUUGCAAUAUCCCUUAUCUUUCUUACUGUCUCUAAUUGUUGGGCAACAUAUUUUAUAUCAGAUUCAUCAAACAGAUGGUUGUUAGCUUAUAGAGAUGCCUUAGCUUUUCGAUUUAGCCAUUAUUUUGUUAGUAGUCUGGCUGAAAUGGGUAUGGUGUGUGCUGGCUUUAGAAAUUGUCACCCAGAGGAAAAAUUUUGGUCUUACACAAUUGUAAGUCCGUUAGAUAUAGAAUUCCCAAAUUCUUUGUCAACAGUGGUUACAAAAUGGAAUCAACCUAUGCAUUUGUUCUUGAAAAGGUCGAUCUACUUACCAAUGAGAAAAUAUGGACAAUUCUCGGCAAUAAUGGUUACAUUUUUAGUGUCAUCAUUUUUACAUGGCUUAGAAUUGAGGGUAUCUGUUGUUCUUCUUUCAUUGGGUGUGUUUUCCUACCUUCAAGUUAAAUCACGAAGUUUGAUAUCAGAUGCAUUGGAUGUUUGUUUGAAUGUGAAAACUUGUAAAAGUUGUACUCAUAAAUAUAAACGAAAUAAUAUUGCAGUGAAACUUUGCCUUUUUACAUAUUCUUUUGCCAGUAUUCUACAUUUAGCAUACCUAGGUAUUCUGAUGGAUCCAGGUUCCAGUGAUUUAAGCAUUCUAGAUCAAUGGAGUAAUUUGUAUUAUGUUAGUCAUGUUAUUAUGUUUGUAAAUGUUCUUUUGAUAAUAUAAUUGUUGAUAUAUUUAUUUGAUA